AUGCGAUUGGAGGAGAAGCGCAAGCGCGCCAUCGUGGAAGCGCAUCGCUUCCUCAUGAUCGCGGCGAACCCGUCGACACACGCAUCCAAAUCAUUUGGGGCAUGCGAUCGUCAGAUAACCGCAUUGUCGUCAUAUGCGCGAGCUGCCCGCUUGUCGAUCGGAAAUUUAUUCACUCGCAAAAUGGCGACUGUUACAGCAAACAACUUGUGUCCAUGGCCAAAUAGUCAAGAUGAUUAUGAAUUACGUGAUGUUAUUGGUGUCGGGGCCACGGCUGUCGUUCACGCAGCUUAUUGUGCCCCACGUAGUGAGAAAUGUGCCAUAAAACGUAUAAACUUGGAGAAAUGGAAUACAUCAAUGGACGAAUUAUUGAAAGAAAUACAGGCUAUGUCAAGCUGCAAUCAUGAGAAUGUGGUGACAUACUAUACUAGUUUUGUAGUGCACGAUGAACUGUGGUUGGUUCUGAGGCUCCUUGAAGGAGGUAGUUUGCUUGAUGUGAUAAAACAUAAAAUGAAAGUUGCCAAUUGCAAGCAUGGAGUAUUUGACGAAGCAACUAUUGCUACAGUUCUCAAGGAGGUCCUCAGAGGUUUAGAAUAUUUUCAUAGUAAUGGACAAAUUCACAGGGAUAUAAAGGCUGGAAAUAUAUUGUUAGGAGAAGACGGGACGGUACAAAUAGCUGACUUUGGAGUAUCUGCGUGGCUGGCCACGGGCAGAGAUAUGUCGAGGCAGAAAGUACGACACACAUUUGUGGGCACUCCUUGUUGGAUGGCACCAGAAGUUAUGGAACAAGACCACGGAUACGAUUUUAAAGCCGACAUCUGGUCGUUUGGCAUAACUGCAAUAGAAAUGGCGACGGGUACCGCUCCUUACCACAAGUACCCUCCAAUGAAGGUUCUGAUGCUGACACUGCAGAAUGACCCGCCCAACUUGGACACUGGUGCCGAUGAAAAGGAGCAAUAUAAAGCUUACGGAAAGACUUUUAGGAAAAUGAUAAUAGAUUGUUUGCAAAAAGACCCUUCGAAAAGGCCAUCGGCUACAGAAUUACUAAAACAUCCAUUCUUUAAGAAGGCGAAGGACAGAAAGUAUUUGACACAAACUCUAGUCGCUAUCGGCCCUAGUAUGGAAACUAGGGUGCAUAAGGCAAGUAAACGUUCAACCGGUGCCUCAGGCAGAUUACAUCGUACCGUCACCGGUGAAUGGGUGUGGAGUGAAGAAGAAGAAGAACAGCAACAACAGCCUGUUGAGGCCCCGGACUCUGAUGAGGAACCGUUCUACACUGAUGAUGAACGGCCAAUGAACCAGCUGCAGAAAGCUGACUCCAGUGGCAGUGAGAAUGAGGGAGAGGAGCCGUCCAAGCAGCCGACGCAGAAACAGCAGGAAAGCGCCAAGAAUCUCUUCGGGUUAAGAUCUGUUGACGGAGAGCCUCCAGUCAUUAACUUAGUAUUACGAUUACGAAAUUCCCGUCGCGAGCUAAACGACAUUCGUUUCGAGUACAUAGUGGGCAAGGAUACCGCGGAAGGCAUUGCUAUGGAGCUGGUGGGAGCGGGUCUGGUAGACCCUCACGACUCGGUGCCCAUUUCUGUGAACCUGGCUAAACUGCUCGAUGCCCAGGUCUCCCCUGGACCCUCGCCUCCUAAAGCGGUUACAUUCCAUUUGAACUCGGCUGGUCCCAACGAACAGUUCGACGACAAAGCACUGAUAGGAUUCGCGCAAAUAUCAAUCGUUGAGUGAACAAACCUCGGUUGAUACGUAUCUUAGGGCAAUGUGAUUGGUGGCCGGCGUUAGCUAAAUGUACUUGUAAAAUUGUUAUGGUGCUAAAAUGAAAAGGCUUCAUAAAAUGACGGUAAUUUCCAACUGUAUUCUUUAUUUGAAUUGGCCAUAUAUUUUUCCAUCGAGCCAAAGAAUUUUUAGUCUUAAAACUUAAUUAACCAUUCGGUGAGUAGUUGGUAAGAUAUUUGUUGUUUUGUUACUACGUAUGCCUUUGCAUAUUGGUAGAGUAUAAAAUUGUUUUAUUGAUUUAUAAUUUUUACUGUAUGAAUGAGUCGUCGUUUUAGCCACGGAUGUCCGGUAACUAGGUAUUGUUAGCGCUAGCAACUUUACUAUACAUAUCUUCACGUGUUCCUUGCAUCAUAGACUUGAAAGCAUCAUUCAGUAUUUGAUAUUCUACUGGUUAGAUUCAUAAGUCCUUUAUAACAAUAUCAUGAACGGUCCGGCCUAACCGGCUUUACAAUAGUCUCUAAAGCAUCAUUAUUUUCAAAAGAUAUGAUUUAUACUUAUAUUAGUGGAUAAUGUACAAAGAUUAAUCAUUGAAAUACUAUACGUAAUUUUGUUACUACUGAAUAUUUUUGUUUUUGUAAGUGAUUGUAAGUGUAGAAGUUUCUGUGAGGCAGUGUGGAGCUCUCCUUGUGCCUUGCUGUAGACACGUCGAUGUCCUGUCGACUGGAUCCAGGUUAAACCUCAUUUCAUGCAAAUAGGCGAAAUUCAUGUAGUACUUCUUGCCACGUCUGAUGUCAAUUCUGAAUAAAAACAGUUUUUAAUGUAGUUAUUUCCACUGUUAGCCAUAUGCCAAGAGCAAUUUAGAUUAAGAUAGGAUACAAGAAAACCAUUUAACCUAUAUACUCUUGUAUUCUUAUGUAUCGAGAUCUGAAUAUUAAAUCAUAAUGCUUAUGUUAGUGUUGAAGUGGUCUAUGAAUAUUUUUCUUUACAUUCCUUCUUAUUAUUGCUACUUAAAACAUUUUAGAAAAGCUUAUUGUCUAAAAGAUAUCUACUGAUUUAUUUAAUUACGGUGUGUAAUGAAUCAAAUUGUUUUAUGUUCUAAUAUGUAUUUGACUACUGAUUGAAACGAGAAAAAAAAAUAAAGCCUACUUUUUUUGCCGCUGUAUAAAAAUAUGACUGAAUCAUUUUUCAAUUAGAUGAUAGUUGUGACUUGUCUUCUGAGUGUGCUUUCAGACUAGCGUAUUUUUAUCUGCGUGUCCGUCCGGUUACAGCACACGUUUAAAAAAAUCUAGCUCGUACACAAUCUUAUUUACACCUUUUCGCUCGUACCGAGUAGCAGUGGCGGUAUUAUCAUACAAGCCCAAAAGAGCAUUUUAGCAUGCCUUGCUAAAAUGCUCAAUAGACUCAAUAAAGAAUCAAUAUCAAACGCGAACUAUUUAAAAGUUCGCGCAAUUUAAAAUCUUUACUUAUCGUAUCUGACUAUCUUCUAUCACUUAGCUCCGAAAAACCAGUUAAUUUCUUCAUUAAAAUCGACGCCUGAUCUGGGUAUUUCUCAGACUAGUAAAUCGCAUAAACGAAAAUUUAAUAGAUCAGUGUAUAAAACUGGUUGGAUUGUUAUUGGAACCUAACCUAACCAGUAGUUUAUGAAAAAAUACCACAUGCAUACUCAGUCGAAAACUGAACUUUCUUUUUUGAAUUCGGUUAAAAUUUUAUUGGAAACCCUAGGCACGCCACUGCCGAGUAGUUGUCAGUUAAAUAGCACAUCAAUGAUUGUGCAAGCUACGCGUUCGGGAAACUUUCUCGUAUGCGCUUGCAAAACAGAGCGUAUAAUCUGCUAGUCUGAAACCGCACGUAUAAUCGUAUUAUUAUCUAGAUAAUAUUUAUUUUUUUCAUUUUAUGAAAUUGUUUCUGUUCUUUUAUGCAGUAUUUAAUUUGAUAACUAUGAAUUAGUAUUUGUCUGUCAAGUUUACAUUGUGUUAUAUCAAUUGUGUUAGACGCAUUUUAUUUCCAUAGUGCACCAGUGAUAUGCAGUAUUAAAUGCACCAUGUAAACAUUGCUUUGUAAUGUAACAGAAACAACCACCUAUAAAGGUACUUUUUAAAGCUAGCUGCCGCGACUUCUUUUUAUAUAUACAACAAUUGGCAACUGUUUAGAAUGCCAAAUUCUUUAUAUUAAACCUUAAAACCUUCUUUUCACUAUGGGAUAUCAAAAUAUAUUACAUCCUGAGAUAUAAAAGUGUAUCGCUCGUCAUACGUUUUACCCUGUGCUAUAAAUUACAUCCCGGACUAUAAAUAUUUUUUCAAAAUGUAUGACGAGCGAUAAAAUAUAUAUUAUACCUCAGUAAAUAAUAUAUUUUAUAUUAUAUCCCAUAGUAAAAAGCUAGCUUAAAGGUGUGUUUUGAAUGCUAGCUAGCGACUGCAACUGCCAACCGCAAAUGUCGUAAUCAGCCGCAGCUGCACUACUGGUUGUAUGUAUUUCCAUGAAACCGUUUUGGAUCGAAGCGGCAGCAGCACGUGCAGUCGCCCUCGGAUAUCGACUGAUUUCAUGCAGUCGUAGUUGUUUUAUAAAAAGAAUUCGGCAUUCGAAAAACUUGUCUAAGUUUGAAUGAACUUUUUUAUGAUUUAUAACUAAAAUUAUUGUAACAAUAAUUGACUCCCUACAUAUUACAGGGUAAAACCGUUUCGUCGUAUAUAUAAUGCCUGAUUCCCAUAAUGGCACCCGGUCUCCAACCUAGCAAACAAUCCAUUCCUCUAAAAAUUUUACUUCGAUUUUUCAUGUCAUUUAACUCGUUUGAUGAGUUGGUAAAAGUUGGUCAUUUGGAGAAUUUGCCACCGUAUGAAUUAGUGCUUUCACAAAUCAGGCGUUUUACUACUUAGUCCUUUUGAGAAUUAGCUGUUUCGGGAAUUAGUCAUUUUUGCAACUGUGUUCCAUUUUGCGAAUUAUGCAUUAUACGACUGAACGGGUAAAACGAUUUUAAAUGCUUGUUUCUAUAUUUUCUGUUUAUUUAUUUCUUAAUGAACAAAAAUGUUGCAUUUAUGUUUCUGGUAUAAAAGCAUUUAAACUUCCGAAUUAUUAUAUUACUUCAAAGAAUGUUUGAUGAAUAAACGAGAUUUUAUGCAA
Helicoverpa zea (corn earworm) is the source of this 4833-nucleotide messenger RNA. Its product is annotated as serine/threonine-protein kinase OSR1-like. NCBI's taxonomy places the organism in Eukaryota, Metazoa, Arthropoda, Insecta, Lepidoptera, Noctuidae. The coding region runs from base 1 to 1728 and encodes 575 amino acids. Gene Ontology annotation, molecular function: protein serine/threonine kinase activity; ATP binding. The transcript has 12 exons. The record is from RefSeq and is a predicted model, not a curated record. Gene Ontology annotation, biological process: protein phosphorylation.